AGGGAAACUUUAUUUUCUCAGGAGCACGUUCAUUCACCAACUUUCAAGUCACCAAAAUGCAAAAUUAAAACCCUAAUCUUCGAUUUUGGAACCCUAGAUGCGAUUUCUAGCAACAAUGGUCUCUAAUUUGAACCCCUUGGUGACGACACGAAACCCUAGGCGACGACGGUAAGAAGAACAACGGCUGACAGGAGAGAUGGCAGCGGUGGUUGAGGUUGUACUUGAUGAUGGCGGAGGUGGGAGGCAGAGUGGCUUAUGGCGGAGGUGGGAGGCAGCAUGAGGGGAAGAAGAUACCACUUAGGUUCCAAUCUUCAGAUCACUAUCUUCAAUCUUUUAUUUUACCUUUGCUAGAGAACACGUGUUCUCAGUUGGCUUCCUCACUGGAGAUCAUGUGGACAUCUCCAAUAGCCGAAGUUUUAUCUAUAAGAAACACUAAGUAAGCUGAUCUUGUUGAAUUUACUGUCGGUUACUGUAUGGAGCAUGUGGUAGAGAACCUUACCGAACUUUGCCCGGUGAUGUGCUUAUUUUAGUGGAAAGGGAACCACAAAUUGUUUAUGAGUUGUCAACAUGGUGUCUUUCAAUAGUUAAAGAAAUUUUACCCAAAGAUGGUGCCACUUGUAAGUUUUUAGCUCAUUCCUUACACCACCCUCGAGUCAAUGAAGGAGCAUUCGUCAUCUAUUUGAUGAACAUUACUACUGAAAACAAAAUUUGGAAAUCGCUGAAUAAGAAUACAAAUCUGAAUAUAGUUAAGAAAGUUCUUAACAGUGAUGAUAAUAUGGUAAGAUGUCAUCACUGUUAUCUAACAAAAUUUUGUUUGUUGAUUACAAACUGAUCACUUCAUUAUAAACAUUGUGUACCGGAGAAGAAAGAUGAUUGUGAGAUAUGUAAUUUCGAAGCUAUUGAUGAACAAGUUUUGACGAUCUCAGCAGGGAGCAAUCGAGACGUCCCUUUCUAAAACGAAUUGCACGCACAAGUCUUCGGUGGAGUUAAUAUGGGGACCCCCGGAAAACAAAGACAAUUGCUGUUUUGUUGUUUUCCUUAUUAAAACUGAAAUGUGGAACUUUGAUUUGUGCUUCUACUAACCACGCCAUCAGACAAGUAGCAACAUGUGUGUUGAAUUUGGUUAAAAGCUCCCCCGAUGUUUCUGUUGAAGACGUCAACCUGUUUGGCAAUAGGAAGAGACUUGGUAUAAUGGGAGAUGUUGAAGAAAUAUUCUUGGAGAAUAAGGUUGGGGCUCUAAAAAAACUGCAAGCGUUUGAUUUUCAAGAGGAAAACACAAUAACAAAAUCUGUUUGGAAAAAGCUUCUCUUGUAAUGCGUACGACAUCCCAUUCGUACAAUUUGCAUAAUCUUCAGAAUGAACCUUUUCAAUUCUUGGUCAUAGAUGAAGCAACACAGCUUAAAGAGGCCGAAUCCACCAUUCCCCUAAAACUCCCUGGAAUAAUGCAUGUUGUUCUUGUUGGUGACGAGUGCCAAUUAUCUGCGAUGGUAACAAGCGUUAUGUCAGCUAAGUGGGAAUUUGGGAGAAGCUUGUUUGGCCGAUUGAGUUUAUUAGGGCAUCUGAAGAAGUUGUUGACUAACCAGUACCGAAUGCAUCCUUCGAUUAGUCUCUUCCUGAACCAUGAAUUUUAUUAUAAUCAGAUCAUGGAUGCAGAAUAUGUUAAAAGUGAAAGUUAUGAAAAAAGUUAUCUAGAAGGAGAAAUGUUUGGCUCGUAUUCAUUUAUAGAUGUUGCUGAUGGGAGAGAAGAGAAGGAUGAUGAUCGACGAAGCCGAACGAAUAUGGUUGAGGUGGCUGUUGUGGUUACCAUUGUCAAAAUGCUCCAUCAAGAAUGGGAGAAAUCCAAAAAUAAGCUUACUAUUGGUGUGGUAUCUCUCUAUGCGGCCCAAGUUCUUCACAUUCGGGAAAAGAUAGCUCGGUACGAGGAUCGUGAUGGAUUUUUAAUCAAGGUGAAAACAAUUGAUGGAUUUCAAGGUGGGAAAGCAGAUAUCAUUAUCUUAUCAACGGUGCAAUCUAAUUAACAUGAGUUUGUUGGCUUCUUAUCUAGUCGUCAAAGGAUUAAUACUGCAUUGACUAGAGCACGGCACCGUCUUUGGAUUGUCGGGGAUGGAAGAACCCUUGAAACUGACUAAUCGAAGGAUGCAUUCCCACUUAGUUGACAUCUGUCCAGAAACAAUCAGUCCAUUAUUAAAAACUGCAUAGCCUGGAAGUAGUAAAAUUAAGAGAGAAACAGAACAUAAACUUACAUCGCUUGUUACCAUCGCAGAUAAUUGGCACUCGUCACCAACAAGAACAACAUGCAUUAUUCCAGGGAGUUGUAGGGGAAUGGUGGACUCGGCCUCUUUAAGCUGUGCUGCUUUAUCUAUGACCAAAAAUUGAAAAGGUUCAUUUCGAAGAUUAUGCAAAUUGUACGAAUGGGAUGCCGUACAUAUUACAAGAGAAGCUCUUUCCAAACAGAUUUUCGUUAUUGUGUUUUCCUCUUGAAAAUCAAACGGUUGCAGCUUUUUUAGAGCCCUAACCUUAUUCUCCAAGAAUAUUUCUUCAACAUCUCCCCUUAUACCAAGUCUCUCCCUAUUGCCAAACAGGAUGACAUCUUCAACAGAAACAUCGGGGGAGCUUUUAACCAAAUUCAACACACAUGUUGCUACUUGUCUGAUGGCAUGGUUAGUAGGAGCACAAAUCAAAGUUCUACAUUUCAGUUUUAAUAAGGAAAACAACAAAACAACUGUCUUUGUUUUCCGGGGGUCCCCAUAUUAACUCCACCGAAGACUUGUGCGUGCAAUUCGUUUUAGAAAGGGACGUCUCGAUUGCCCCCUGCUGAGAUCGUCAAAACCUUGUUCAUCAAUAGCUUCGAAAUUACAUAUCUCACAAUCAUCUUUCUUCUCCGGUACACAACAUUUAUAUCAGUUUGUAAUCAACAAACAAAAAUUUUGUUAGAUAACAGUGAUGACAUCUUACCAUAUUAUCAUCACUGUAAAGAACUUCCUUAACUAUA
Messenger RNA from Helianthus annuus (common sunflower), 2992 nucleotides. Its product is annotated as probable helicase MAGATAMA 3. Bases 1314 to 2018 code for a protein of 234 amino acids. Lineage: Eukaryota; Viridiplantae; Streptophyta; Magnoliopsida; Asterales; Asteraceae. The transcript has 5 exons. The record is from RefSeq and is a predicted model, not a curated record. Gene Ontology annotation, molecular function: helicase activity.